GGAGGCGUCACCAGUCAUUCAAAUUCAGAGGAUGAGUAUUGCUCACGCCAACGAGAAGAGAGUAUGAGUGUUUAGAUCCGAACAUUCAUAGUAGCCUAAGUUGUGCCACGUUCUUUGCGAGUUUUAGUCAAUUAUUAUUGGAAUUUAGCUUCAAUCUUGAGCAGGCAAUGUUGAACGAAGCUUCGGGUCAGAAGUACUUUGAUGUUCGAAACGGUACUUUUGGAAUGUAUAAUGUAAUAUCGUCAGUGAUGCUGGCUGCUGAGAGAAAUUGAGGGUUUUGGUUGGUCUUAUUAAUGUUAUUCCAAUAGCUAUAAUAAUUGAUAAACACCUGUUCAUUUGCAUCCGGUCAGUUAUGAAGACGGUUACUCUUAGAAGCGCCAGGACAUCAUUUGCAUGAAACUGCAGCAAGAUCAAGACGGUGAGUCCAACUGGACCCGACUCAAAGAGAAGCUGGGGAAAAGGACUGGGGACCACGACACCUGUGCCCAGUCUACCCCCAAAACUAACCCCUCCCACAAAAAAAGAAACCUUAAAUCUACCAUGUCUCUCAACACCUUCCACCUGAUGGAGACCCUCAAGAACUCCCCGUCCGUUUUACGCCGCCGCUUCCGCCGUGACCGCACCGAGUCCCUCUCCCACGGCGACCCGCUCUUCAAGGUCCACUACCUGGGCACUGAGAAAAUCUUCUCCCUGGAUCUACAGCAGGCCCAGGACGCCAUAGCCCGGCUGCUCGACGGGGCCUCCAACGGAAAGAAACUGAGCAAAGACCAUGCGUUGGUGGUUCGUCCACGCUACGUCGAAGUCAAAGAGCUCAGCACUGGACGCCAGCUCACUAAGACGUACCUCCAGGACAUCGCCUACUGCGCGGCCGACGCCACCAGACCCAACGUGUUUCUGUACAUCUGUAAGCAUCACGGGCAACAGCUGCACUGCCGGGUGUUUUGGUGUAGCCGGGCAGAGCGGGCACGGGACAUGACUGCCUGCCUGGCACACUCCUUCCAGAGGGCACUGAAUGACUGGCAGGGGGACGGGGACGUUGGGUUAGGGGGAAGUACCGACACGCUGACCCCAGAAAAGGACGGGGUGAAGGAGGGAGAGGAUAUGCCCAGCACCACUACUAACCCCAAAAGCUCCAUACAACCAGACAGCUGUGGAAGAGUCCGUUGGAAGAAGAGGAGCUCCCUGUCUCGUAGUCCACUGAGAGCCAUGACCAGGAAGGGCUCUGCCUCUGACAUCUGGCACUGAGUCCCCGAUCCCCAGAAUGGGACACGGAACUGACGACAUCCCCAGGGGCUAGCUACAGCACGGAGGGAGGGAGGGAUUGAAUGAACCCGCCACUACUGGACACAACAGGAUUGGAAAAAAAGGAGUGUGAGGGAGAUCACUGCUGGACUUUCUUUCAAAUGAGACAUUGCCUUGCUUACAUGUUGAGUCUACAGUACCGUUCAUGACCGGCAUGAAUGGUAGCCUACAAACUGUGGAAGUUAAUGACUAGCUAUCUUGGCUUUUGCCUCUGGAUUACUAGAGAACAAGGUGCUUAGUUGAUAGCGUUGUACUGUACGCUGUUGGUAGAAACCAGUAUUCACCUCAGUGGCCUUGUGACUCGCUUUCACUGUUGGAACGCUUCAAGGCUGAACUGCUCAUUUCCAAUGCUACUCCAAGUUACUUGUUUUCCACUGAGUGGCCUUGAUACUCUGAACUGUCAGUUAUGCUUAGAAGAAAGGAGCUCAAGGUCCUGUGCCUUUUUUUUAGCUAGACAAGGACAUGACUACAGAGUUCACCAAACCUCAAUUUCCUCUCCAUACAAUGCUGAACACAGCCUGGACUGUUUGAAACUGGUCACAGUCAUGUCAAUGUCUGUUUAAAAAACAAACAUUUAACAUUUGUUUGUAUUUAUUUUAAUGAGAAGUCUUGUUUGUAACACACGGUUCAUGCACCUCUUCUCUUCCUGAAACACUAGAUUGUUCUUUUUAGAAGGGAGGAGGAGCUUAAGUUUGAGCCGACUGUGAGCUCAGUGUUUGUCUUGGGAGAGGGGUUAAAAACGGAGGUGUGUGUGAGAGGGUUCAUGGGGCAUAAAGGGUUAAUUUGAAUUUAAGCAGAUCAUAGAAGAACAUGGGCUAUGUUGUCAUAAUUACACAGUAAUGUGCGUUCAUAGGCAGGGUUUUAAUACAUUUUAGUAUCAAUUCAUUCGGUUCAGACUUCACCACGUGUAAUUUAGUCCAGUUGUUCCCAACCUUUUUCGGUCACUGUACCACCAACUGAAUUUCUCUGCCUGGAGUACCCCUGAAGUACCCCCUCAUGUGCAUUUUGCCAGUAGGUCUAUGGUCUCAUCUCAGUCUUAUCAAGUACCCCCAGGCGUCCUAGUACUCUUGUUGGGAACCACUAGCCUAGUCAAUGCACACUGACUGUUCACAUUUAUUUAUUUAUUGUCAUAACAUAUUACUAUUCAAGUCAAAUGUAAUCCUAAAUCAAGUCAAAUGUAAUCCUAAAUCAAGUCAAAUGUAAUCCUAAAUCAAGUCAAAUGUAAUCCUAAAUCAAGUCAAAUGUAAUCCUAAAUCAAGUCAAAUGUAAUCCUAAAUCAAGUCAAAUGUAAUCCUUAAUUAAGUUCCAUAAGCUUAAUUUGUUCCUAUAAGGUGUUAGUGUUUGCUAGAACUGUGAGUUUGUUUUUUCUUCAUACUGUGUCACACAGGAGGUUGGUGGCACCUUAAUUGGGGAGGACAGACUCGUAAUAGCUGGCGUGGAAUAGUAUCCAAUACAUCAAACAUGUGGUUUCCAUGCUUUUGCCAUUACAUUUGUUCCGUUCCAGACAUUAUUAUGAUCCGUCCACCCCUCAGCAGCCUCCAUUGAUGUAUGUAUAUAUUUGCAAUUAUGUGGAAAAAUCACUCACCCAUGAUCCUCCUUGUUCCUCAUUAUUCCUGUGUGGGUGAAGUAUAACCCUGGGUGAGUGAUUAUUUGUUUUUUUGUUUUUUUUUGGGGGGGGGGGGCGGCAUGUGUGGGGCAGGAAUGUUGGUUUGCAGUGUUCGGCACUUCGGCAGUGCACCUGCAUUCCUAUGGGGACAUUAAAGUUCUCGUAUCCUCCUUGGCUCUGCCCACUCUCUCCCCUCAGUCUGGCUUAACCUAACCUCAUGACUCUGCAUGUUUCAUAGCAUUAGUGUGUUGGCGUCCUGGCCCCAAGCUCAAAUACCUGUCUACACACUCUCCUCCCACACUUUCUCAUGCCACAUCCGCUCAUUCCAUACAAUAUACUUCUGACUCCUCUGACCACGUCAGGGUUGUAUUCAUUGGGCACCUCAUAUCUCCAUGGUUUACAGUGAAAGGUGCCUCAGUUAUUUGACUUGACAAGAUGUCAAUGAUAUCAAUGGAUAGUUUUUUUAAAAACCAUUUUUAUUUGAAAUGACUAAUGUUAUGCAUCUCAAACUACAAAUGGCACAACCCCAUCUUGGGAGGGCAAGUGUCUACUUUUGUUCUUGUUUUGUACAUCCUUGUUUACAUAUUUUUAAAUAUGUGUAAGCUAUGGAAUAAACUUUCAUACAAUGAUA
This is a messenger RNA of Oncorhynchus kisutch (coho salmon), 3539 nucleotides long. RefSeq lists its product as uncharacterized. Bases 394 to 1245 code for a protein of 283 amino acids. Lineage: Eukaryota; Metazoa; Chordata; Actinopteri; Salmoniformes; Salmonidae. The record is from RefSeq and is a predicted model, not a curated record. Gene Ontology annotation, cellular component: early endosome. The transcript has 3 exons.